GUCGACACAAAUGCCUCUAUUCUAGCGACUAACCGACCUAAUAGAUGGGACGUCAUUGUGCCUGGGCUGCGUGAUUGCAGUACCUACGGCUGGUUGAGACGAGGGUCCUUCGAACUCUAAGGACAACAACGUUGACCUCGGCACCUCAAUGAGGCUCAGAGCACCAACUCAGGCCACUACUGCAUUUUAGUUUUUCCCACACAUUCGAGAAUAGUCAGACCAUCUUGCUGUUGUAUUGAUGGAGAUCCAGGGACAACAGAAGAUGGUGAUCAUCAAUGGUGGUAGUUCAUGCAGUGGUGAUGCCGGAUGUGUGAUAGGCUCUGGUGGGCAGGGCUGUAACCACUGCACCAGAUGUGGGGCAACCCGGUCUGCCAAGGAUGUGGGGCACAACAUGUAUUUCCCUGCGGUCCCUCAAUCAACAGAUCCACCCCCUUCACAGAACAACCGAAACCUCUGCUCGAGAUCCGGGUCAAAAAUGCGUCAGCCGCGAAUCGAACGCGGGGCCCAUCGAUGGCAACGAUGGAUUUUACCACUAAACCAC
Molecule: messenger RNA, 541 nt
Organism: Parathielavia appendiculata
Lineage: Eukaryota; Fungi; Ascomycota; Sordariomycetes; Sordariales; Chaetomiaceae
Exons: 1
Coding region: 378-536 (52 amino acids)
Source: RefSeq, a predicted model, not a curated record